AUUUAUACUCAAAUUAAUAUAAUCUAUAUCUAAAUUUGUUUGUUGUUGUUGUUUUCGCAUAGAUUCACACACACUAGAUCUAGAUUUUUAUUCUUGAUAUAGCUGAUUCUAGCUGGUGAGUUUUUUGUAGCUCGAUUUUCUAUGUAUUUAAUAGCAGAAAAGCUAGGAAGUUUAGACUGGCAACACAGAAGAGCGCGCACGAAACUAGCUGUUUAAAAAUGGCUACUUCUUCCGAAGACGACAAUGAUGAUUCUAACAAAUACGACCCAGAAUUAGAUUUCUUAUCUUCUAGUUUUAACCCUGAGCGAGCCCUUUUUACAGACGCCAUAAAGGUUCCAUAUCCGGAUAUUAAAUCCUUUUCAAGUUUAAGAAAUUAUCAGAGUGCAAUAGAGAAACGUCGAAAUACACAACUUGAACAAGGUGAAGGGAAAGUGACACAACAAACCAAAGGCAAAUCUGAUCAUAGUCAUACUAGUCAUAGAUCUACUAGUCAAAGCGAAUCUUCCCGUCGGAGAUCUGACGAUCAAAAGAGAACCCAUUUUCUUUCUGAAAAAAUUCACAGCAAAACUAGUUAUAGGUCCUCAACACUUCCAGAGCCAGAGGCGAGUUGGAAGACAGACAAAGAAGAAAAAAACCUAUUUGAAAGAAGGAAAGCAGAAACAAGUGAUAAUUAUUAUAUCAAUAAUGCAGAGAAGCUUUCUAAAAUUUCAAAAACAUUGGAUGCUGGAUCUUAUAGAUCUAGAAAUUCAAGUGCAUCGAGCUCCAGUAAUAGCCUUUUUAUGCCAACAACUUCGAGUACUAAAACAAAAGAUGUUGUAGGACACAGAUCUAGUUCAUCAUCAAAACAAACUGUUCAGCACUCAAAGCCAUUACAAACAGAAGAAAAGGCAACAACUUCACAAUCUAAAGAACAAUUAAAAAAGAGAAAUGUGUUCACCCGAAUGAGCAAUGUGGAAGGGCCAUUAAUUUUAUUACAACGCUGUGUAAAAGAACGUCUCCUUGUAAGGGUCAUUACUAGAGGUGCUGUCUUUUUGCAUGGAAUCUGCCGAGGUUACAUUGUAGCAUUUGACAAAUAUUUCAACAUGGCCAUGAUUGAUGUAGAAGAAAUUUAUAGGCGACCUGCUAGUUCAGGCAAAAUUAGAGCAAGAAUCUCUCACAAAAUAUGUGCUGCGCAAAAAGUUUUGCAGAAAGAAAGAGCAGUAUGUGAAUCAGAAUGGAAAGAAAAACAACAAUCCACAAACAAACAGGUGAUGGAGACUAGUAGCAGCUUGCAAGCCUUAAACCUUCUGUCCUCACUGAUUCCUUCUACAUCAAACCAGCCUAGAUCAUCUGCACAGAAUUAUAGGCCUUCUCCUGCAAUACAGUCAGGCAUUGCUUACCCUGAUAAGACUAACCCUAAAGGCUUGGGAACAGCCAAAGGUCAGGAAGUUGCUCCUAACAAGAAAUCUAAAGCAGUGGAUGUAAAAAUGAAACUCAAAAGUAUUUAUGAAGGGGUUGAUAUUCCGUUUUCCCCCUUUGAAAGGGAAGCUCUUAUGUUGGGGAUUCCAGAUGAAAAUGUGCAAAUUCGGCAUGUAAAUCAGCUGUUUAUUAGGGGAGAUAAUGUUGUCUCUUUGUCUAUUGUUGAGAACUGUGAAUAGUCAACCUAGAUCAAUGUGCUGAAAUUAUUAAUUAACUCAAGCUCAGGGAGAUAGAAGUAACUUGAAAUCAAUAGUUUUGACUGUACCAGGUUGCAUUUAGUUUGGAUUGUUUUUAUUAUUCAUUUUUUAACUGGAGUCAAAUAGAAAUGUGUAAUGAGUGCCCAUGAGUCUACUUCUUAGUUUUAAAAGUUUAUUUCUUGUUAUAAACACAAUAAAUGUGAGAAAGAUCAAUGGCUUAGGAACUUUAGUUUGCAUGAAUCAGAAGCAGGUGUAUUUUUUUUCUCAUAUUCGUCAAACACUACUUAGCUACUCAGCUUUCUAAAUAGUAGCAACAUUUUUAUCCCUUCAAGUUAUUUCCCAUUUUACUUCCAAGACUUAACGACUUAGCCUGUAUUACCAGUGUUUCAGUUACAGCUUUUGUAGCUUUUGAAUCUGUAUUUCAUUUGUAGAUGUAAGGAACUCAACUCUUUACAAUGUCUAUCUUAAGAGAUUGGAAAUAAUCUCUUAUGUUCAGAGGUAAGAAGAUUCCUGAGCACUCUUUUACUAAUGGAAGCUGCUUCAGAAUUAUUAUUUUCAAAAACUUAGUUUGAAUGGGAUUUUAUUUUCAAUGUUUGAUAAUCUGUAUAUAGCAGGCUAGUAGCUAUUGUAAAAUGUAUUUUAUAACUAUUGCUUUGGAAGGAAAUUGUGACUUUGCUACUUUUAGUACUAUUACCGAGGCCAACCCAAUGAGAAAAUAUUCCAUUUAACCUUGUUUGAACAGCUGCUUUAGUUCAAAUGUUUUGACUGUGUUCAAAGUUUGCAUUAUAGAUUUGAAUGUUUGUAAAAAAAAAAAAUGUUACCUUAAAAUUUGAAAUUAAAACAUUUACAUUAUA
Biomphalaria glabrata is the source of this 2509-nucleotide messenger RNA. RefSeq names its product U7 snRNA-associated Sm-like protein LSm11. The coding region runs from base 219 to 1637 and encodes 472 amino acids. Lineage: Eukaryota; Metazoa; Mollusca; Gastropoda; Planorbidae. Gene Ontology annotation, biological process: mRNA 3'-end processing by stem-loop binding and cleavage. The record is from RefSeq and is a predicted model, not a curated record. The transcript has 5 exons. Gene Ontology annotation, cellular component: U7 snRNP. Gene Ontology annotation, molecular function: U7 snRNA binding.